AUGGGAUGCGGCCCAUCACACUCACCGUCCAUCGCCAAAGACGAUAUAUAUGUUAAAGACAUUGACACACGAAUAUCGAGACCACGUGACCUACGAGUCACUGGAGGUACUUGUAGAGAGUUGUCCAUCCAAUGGGAAGGAGAAUCGAGCAAUGUUGAUUAUCAUGAAAUAUACAUCACAAGUCAAUCUGAUGACCAGCGGAAGUUUGGUGGCAUUGUUACCGGGAAGGACAAUACGCUGACAAUUAGGGAUUUAUUACCAGCCACUGAAUAUGAAAUCGAAGUGACGUCUGUCAUUGGGAAGAAGUCAUCGGGAGAGAUAAAAAAGAGCGAACCGACGACGCUAAAAACGUCAACAGGGCCAUACAUAGAAAACCUACGAACAAAGAAAAUCACCGACAGAUCCUUGGAAGUCCGGUGGUAUCCUGCUAUUGGCGAGGUGGACCACUACGCAGUGACUCAUUCAGGACCGGACAAUGUGGAAAUAGAAGAUGCGUACCUGGACGAAGACACAACCACCUAUAAACUAGAAAGUCUGGACCCAGGUGUAAUGUACACAGUAUCUGUGACGCCACAGAAAUGGGACCCACGCAUUAUUGGAGAUGCACAAACAAUUCGCGUGAAAACAGAUGAUAAGUUCGAAGAAAAAAGAGCACUGAAAGAACACAUACGAACAAUUGUGGACGGGGAAACUAUACAGAUUCAAGUCGAUCGAACAAUUCCUGUAUGGGGACAGUGUAAAGAGAUUUACCGUAACAAAGAAGAUCUGAGACUUACCCCAGAGGUGUCAUUCAAAGACAGUCAUAGGACUUAUGACUUGGGAGGACCCAGGCGUGAAUUUCUGACUUUAAUUAUCGACAGUAUUAUGACAGGAUAUAAGAAGGACGACGAUGACGAGUUGGACGUUCCAAUGUUAUUAUUUGAAGGAGAAGAAGAUCAUAAAGUACUUACACACGAUGAAGUUCUUCUUGAGAAAGGAACAUAUGGAAUGGCUGGCAGGAUGUUGCAACAUUCUAUAAUCUGGGGAGGGCCGGGAUUAGCUGGACUUGCGCAAUCUGUGAAGGAGUUUGUACAAACUGGUACUGAGUACGUUACGUUACAUGUCGAUGACGUGCCUGAUACCGAUUGUAGGCUUCAUUUGCAAAUGAUCAUCGACUGUAGCGCAACUGAGCUAUCAACCUUAGGUAAUGAUGUCACUACAAUAAACUUGUUAGUUGAUGCAGGCAUCAACGGAACACCGAUGAACAUAAACAACAAAGACGUUUUGCUGCAAGAAAUCCUACUACACCAGAUUGUUAGAUGUCGUCUACGCGAGCUGAAACAAUUUAGAGAAGGAUUUGACUGUCUGUCUCUGAUCCAGUUUUUGAAGCACAAUCCAGGAGCAUUGGAGAUAAUAUUUCCCAAACAUAAAGACAGUAUAACAACAUACUGUCAGAUGUGCCCGUUGAUAAAAUUCAAACCAAGAGAUUCAGCAGACAAGAAACAAGCAGCUCAGAACUUCAUGAAGUACUUGCAAGAAUGUGAGCAUAGACAAACAACAGGUAGUGGAGGAGUCAUCUAUCACAUUAUCCAAGGUUCUUCAGUUCAUCACUGGUUGUCCCGUUCUUCCACCAAAGUCGUAUGGUAACAUCACAGUCUGGUUUCACGAAAAUCCACUACCAAUUGCUGAGACUUGUUUCCAAGAUGUCUACAUUCCAAUAAAAUUUCACGAUUAUGCUGAUUUCAGAAGUGCUAUGGACGAAGCCUU
This is a messenger RNA of Saccoglossus kowalevskii, 1746 nucleotides long. RefSeq names its product G2/M phase-specific E3 ubiquitin-protein ligase-like. Lineage: Eukaryota; Metazoa; Hemichordata; Enteropneusta; Harrimaniidae. The record is from RefSeq and is a predicted model, not a curated record. Gene Ontology annotation, molecular function: ubiquitin-protein transferase activity; protein binding.